Messenger RNA from Stegostoma tigrinum, 4212 nucleotides. Its product is annotated as thioredoxin reductase-like selenoprotein T. Gene Ontology annotation, molecular function: thioredoxin-disulfide reductase (NADPH) activity. Gene Ontology annotation, cellular component: endoplasmic reticulum membrane. The transcript has 6 exons. Gene Ontology annotation, biological process: cell redox homeostasis. The record is from RefSeq and is a predicted model, not a curated record. Lineage: Eukaryota; Metazoa; Chordata; Chondrichthyes; Orectolobiformes; Stegostomatidae.
GAGCGGGCCGCGCAGGCGCCUUGUGUCUCUCUGCCCGGUCUCCGCGGUGACGGCAGCCGGCUCUGCAGCGACGAUGGCCCUGCCGGGUAUGGCCGCGCUCUCUCUCCUGCUGUUCGCCUUCAGCUGCCUGGGCAACCUCAGCCAAGGGCUGGCCGACAAGCGGCUCAAGAUGCAGUAUGUCACCGGGCCGGUGCUGCGCUUCCAGAUCUGUAUCUCCUGAGGGUACAGGAAAGUGUUUGAGGAGUACACGCGGGUUAUUAGCCAGCGGUAUCCCGACAUCCGUAUCGAAGGUGAAAAUUACCUUCCACAACCUAUCUACAGGCACGUAGCAUCCUUUCUAUCAGUCUUCAAGCUGGUCUUAAUAGGACUAAUUAUAGUUGGUAAAGACCCCUUUCCUAGUCUGGGCAUGGAAACACCUAGCAUUUGGCACUGGAGUCAGCAAAACAAGAUCUAUGCAUGUAUGAUGGUGUUCUUCCUUAGCAACAUGAUUGAAAAUCAGUGUAUGUCUACAGGUGCAUUUGAGAUUACAUUAAAUGAUGUUCCAGUAUGGUCCAAACUAGAGUCUGGCCAUCUUCCAUCCAUGCAACAGCUUGUGCAGAUUCUGGACAAUGAAAUGAAACUCAAUGUACACAUGGAUUCAAUCCCACUGCAUCGAUCUUAGCUGAAUCUUAAGGCAUUGAACAGCCUUUUUUGUAUUUUAGAAGAUGUUUUCUGAGAAUGGUAAGACUGAUGACUAUGAAGGACUGCACUUAAAGCAGCACCAACUGUUUGUGCAGACUGGAUGCUCCCCAUCAGUCAUACUGAUCCUUUGAAAACCUCCUCUGAAAAAUAAAAAGGAUUUCAAUGCUCAUACACUGAUCAUGUUCACCCUGUAGUGUACUGCACAUAUAUCAAAUUGUAAUAUGAACAUAGUUUCUUUUUUAUAUGUAAUUUAAUAUGACUUUAUGGCAACAUUUAAUGAAAUAACACAGGUGGCAAAUAACAGUUCUGUUAUUUUGUGUUUUAAAUGAGUGGUAAACUAUAAAUUUUAUGUUUGAUAUUGUAAUUUAGAAUUUAACUAUAAUUUAAAUGCAGGCACAUGUUUAACCCAUAGCCCUGGUGUAAACCUAUUCAAAUGCACUCUAGCAGGCUAAGGUUUACAUUUUGUACCUAGUAAGAGUGUUAGUAAUUUGAAAUCUCUCACUGAAAUAUUUGCCAACAGGGAAAAAGAUUUUAUGCCCUAUUCUAUAGCUUCCAAGUAGCCUGACUAUUAUUUUUCGUGUGAUGGAGAAAAUGGCCAUUUCACUUCAUACAACAUUUUUAAGCAAAACUUGGGGCACAAAGUGUCUUGUUUCAGAAGUUAUAACUUGCCUGGUGGCAAAAGAUAAUGCUAGUGGAAUGCUGCCUAAAAGUCAGUUUAAAUAUGUCUUUGAUUUGCAUGGAAUAAUAUAACCACAAGUGAACUCUCGGAUUUCAAUUGGAAAGCUAACAUAUAAGAAUGAAAAUACUAAAUUUUAACACUAGUGUGAAAAGUUGAAACAGGUAUCCAAAAGGGUGAUGCAGAGGUCAGGUCUCUCAAACCUAAUUGGAAUGCAUAAUGAGUUCAUAACAACUUUGGAUCAACUGAAAGCUAACCCAUUGAGCUCAUUUGUAAGGGGAACAAAACAAAAAUCUCACACAGCCAACAUUUUUGAAAUUUAAUUUGAAGUAAAAUGGAAUAAACAUUUUUGGCCAUAAUUGAAUUUGAUAAUGCCACUGCAACGCUUUGGAAUUUUAUUUUCUCGUCUGCCUUUGAUUAUUUGUUUACUGGAUGGAUUUUUGCUGAUGCCUCGAUAUUUGGUUGUUCUUGAAUCUCCUCAUUUGCCUGCUAUGUUUUGGUAAAAGGGUAAACACCCACAACAUUCCCUAAUAACCUUUGUGGUAUGCACUGUGCUAAAAUUAACAGUGAUGCACAUAGUUCCAAUUAAAUAUUUUAAUUCUAAUACUCUAGGCAACAUUCUAUCUGUACCAAUUUGCAAUAUCAAGUAGAACAUAAAAUAUAUCAAUUCGGUGAAUUAUUGAUUACCACUCUGUAAACUUUGAGGGAUAGACAGAAAUAAAACACUGGCAGCCCUAGAAACCAUUCCCAUGAUUUCUCAAUAGACCUCUCUCCUCACCAAGUACUUUUGUAGAGUGGAUGUGAGUGGUGAAUGCCAAUGGUGAGGAACAAGGAUAAACACCAUAAAACAAAUCAGCACAAAUCGUAAAGUUAUUCCUGUUGCAGUAAAGUUUCAAUUCCAAUGUAUCAGAUUUUCAAAUGAAUUGUUUUAUACUUAGUCACAGCACUGAAAAAUUUAAGAUGAGAUUGCCAGCAUGUGACUUUUGCAGCUUAGGUUUCCUUGCUCUAAUAUUUUCUUCAUCAAUAUAGAUGAUUUCACACUGUUUGUAUCUUUGCAUUCUGUACUAUCUUAAUCCAUUAGAAAAUGCACUUUAUUUUUGAAGAGUAUUUGAUAACCUUUCCUUUUAUUUAAAGAAAAUCCCCUUAGCCAUAGUUCCAUAUACAAAUGAGAAAAAGCUUCAUUAUUUCUAAUACUAAAACAUUUGAAUUACUUUAAAUCUUUGAAUUCACAUGAUGUAAGAAUAUCUUGUGUAUUUUGAACAGUCAUGUGUUGUAUUGCGCUUUUUGAAUUUAAUUGCAAAAUUUUCCUCGCUUUAUCUGAAACAUUUGUGACUUGCCUAAACCAUCUCAGUUACCUUGUUGUUCUGCAUUCUCAUCUUUUGAGAACAGGUUACACUAUAUCAUCCUUCGUAAAUUUCUUCUCAAACCUUUCAAUAAAGUCGUCUUUUGAGACACAAGGGCAUUGCUUUCACCAGGGUGCUUGAUUAUGGUGCUUUUUCUAAAACGAGUAAAUGGGAAGGAAAAUGUGAUGGCAUUUACCUUUUUAUCUACUUUUUUUGUUCCUUCUCCAUCAAAAAAGUUGAUGCUCUGUCCCUAUACUGGUUAAUCUGGUAUGAACCCACAGUUGCUUAUCUAGACAUCAUUUAGGUCAGUAGUCAAAUAUGGGGUACAUGAGUGUUUUAUAUUUGGCCGUGCAGACAGAGUAUUCAUUCUUAAUGCAUUUAAAUAUUGCUUCCAAAGGCUGAGUCACAUCUUGGUGUUCUGCUUUUGUGCAGUCUAAGCAGUCAGUUUCUGAUCAAAAUGUUCUAGCUGUAACAGCAGGUUGUAUUGGGUGUAUCAAUUAGUUGAGUUGAAACUGCAACGAUGGUACAGAAUUUUAAACUUUGUCAUUUCCUUACACCAUGCCUAAUUAUAUCUAGAACAUAAAACUCCUUAUCGCUGCCACCUUGGGUAUUCUGGAAAAAUUAUUUGCAGAAUGAGUUUGUUGCAUGUUUCCAUUGCUGGCCUUGAAAUGUUGUAUCUUCUGAAGAAAGAGCUGCAAGUUUUAAGGAACAAAUGCUAUUUGUAUUUCAUGAAUGAAAUGUUUCGUCUUGACCAGAGGCUAUUCGAGAAUGGCUCUUAAAGGUUAAAAGAAAAUGUACUUCCCAAUGAUGCCUGGCUCCCCAUUUAAAUGCUCAGUUUAAAUUUAUUCCAUGUUGUUAUAAAGUGCAGUUGACUGCCUUAUAUCAUCCACAUCUUAAAAGCUUUGCAUCUGAAGAGUUUGCAGGUUGUCUUUUGUUUUUGCAUUCAUGUGCCUACCCAGUGCUUCCUGGGUCUUUGUGAAUUUGUAGGAAAGGACGGAAUGCAUUUUUUGAAAUGAGCUUGAAGUAAGCUGCCUGUACUGAUUUGUGCUGUUUUUAAUGCUUAUGACUUGUCCAAGGUUUUAAAUUGCCAUAAACCAACUGUAGCAGAAUGGAAUUGAAUUUUUGUUUUUUGCAAUUAGCUAUUUUGUAGAUGUGCUUUCUUGCCAGUACAAAAAUUUCUAUUGUUUAAUGCAUCGUGCCCUUUUUCGCCUGACACAAUUACAUUAGGUAAAUAAGGACAUUAAUGGCUUUGUACAAUUCGGAUCUUUCAGUUUUUUUAUUGAAUUCACAAGUUGCCAUCUGCCAUGAAGGGACUUGACAUUAGCCUGGGGUCCUGGAUUGCGAGUCUAGUGACAUUGUUACUAUGCCGUGGCCUCCCAUUCUUUGCUUUCAAAUAAUAAACACAAAAUUGUAAAAUUUGACCUUUAAGACAUAUCAAAAAUAGUAAAGUAACAUAAGCACGAAACCUGAAUUGAUUUUGAGCAGUCAGAAUAAAGUUGAUUUUACAGUUUU